This is a messenger RNA of Lodderomyces parapsilosis, 1746 nucleotides long. RefSeq lists its product as uncharacterized. The record is from RefSeq and is a predicted model, not a curated record. The coding region runs from base 1 to 1746 and encodes 581 amino acids. The transcript has a single exon. Lineage: Eukaryota; Fungi; Ascomycota; Pichiomycetes; Serinales; Debaryomycetaceae.
AUGAAUCUCGAGACUCAUAAUACAGUAGAAGCUAAAAUCGAUCAUUAUCAACUGUUUUUGAAGCGAAGAAGUCUUAUUCGUGAGCAUUCACCACGCUUACAAUAUAUCAAGCUCUCAGUCAAGGAACCACAAUAUAUUUAUAGACAUCGUGAUGAAGCGUACCUAAAGCUUGGUGUUCCUGAUAAUCCCAAAUACCAUGCGAAUGUUGAGUCAACUUUGGCUACUUUCAACAAUUCAAUCAUUUCUGAUUCAUUUUAUAUAUUCAUGACUUUUAUUUUGGUGCUUAUUGUGUCUGCCGUCUUUUCAUUUGCAAUCAGAGAAUACCUUUUGUACAAAAAGUCCAGAAAGGAUAUUGCAACCGCCAGUGAGCUCAGGUUUGGGCACCAGUCCAUAAAGGUAGCUCAGGAGCCUCAGAAAAGUGCCCCUACACCUGACAAAGGUGACUUACUGAGUUUGGAAAAGGUUAUACAAAGACAAGAAACAUUGGCCCCUGCUCCCAAUAUGAAAGAUGAGUCUGGUCUUACAAAGUUUGCUGAUGACGAUACCCAGACGGCAGAAAACAGAGGAUGGGAAUUACAACAGAAAUAUGAUCUUACAAGUGCAGCUAUAAGCAUGGAUGUUACUGGGUCCAGUCAAAGAAAUAAGGAUCAUGCUAGUGGGUUUAGCGACAAAUCAAUCAGCAAAUAUGCAAAUAACAUACUGCCAAUGAUUUCAUCAUUCAAGGAUAACAAGAUCCGUUAUAGUAUCGCUGAGUUGCUCAGUUUAGAUGUGGGUAAGUUAAGCCUGGCAGUGAUUGACAAGCAUCCAGAGGGAGUUCAGAAAAUUCCCAUUUCCCAGUUGGUGGCAUGUCCCAUAGUUAUCCCCAAUACUCGUUUUGAGCAUGCAUGGGAGGUGAGUAAAGCUCUUAUGGAGAUUCUGAAAACAUUGAAUGAAUCUGAUUUGAAAGUUGAGAAGAUACUUGCCGUUCUCAAACUAAUUUCGAUUGGGAAACAAAACGACUUCUAUGAGAAUCCCAAUCUAUUUUUGGGGUACUUUAAUACAUGCAUUGAGGACUUGAUCCACACAUGUAUCUUAUUUGACUUAUGGGCAGAUUGCAGCGCUACACUUAUUGUACAGACGCUUGAAUGCAUGUUGACCUAUUGCUGGUCUCACGCCAGGUAUCAAGUGCAAAAUCCAAGGGUGUUGCGUAUGCAGCAACAGUUUAUAAAGUGGAGUGGAAGACAACCACCCAUUCAGCCACAGAUGUCAAUCCUUCAUAUCAUGUUCAAUCUAUACUUGGGGUUGAAGACGGCCUAUAAUUUACCAGAAGAUGUCGCUAAAGAAAACGAGAUGAAGCUAAGUCUCGUUAUUCGCGAGCUCAUUAAAAAGAGCGUUUGCAAUGACUACAUUCAAAUCUUACCCAUGAUUGCUAGAGCAUCUGAAGCUUCUUCUCAGAAUAGAACAAAAUUGUUUUUCUACGAAAUGACCAAGCUUUUGGUCUCAAAUCAUAAAAAUUGUUGCGUAAAUGUUUAUCUCAAGGACUCAAACUUCGAGUUGAAAGCUUUGCUCAAGAAGGGAUUACUAUAUCCUGAGCUGGAUCCCGUUCAUAAAAGAUCAAAAGAAAUACUUGGGCUUAUUCUUGAAUGUGGGAAAGAGGCAGAAAUUUGGCAAUUGGAAGUAUUGAGUAGCGCAACUCAUAUGCCAUCUAGCUUACCGUUGUCGAGCGAAUACACUGAACGUCUCUUUAUGCAAAAGAGAAAAAGCUAG